CCACAUUUUGACGUUGACGUAUGAUUUGUUGACAGUAUUCGAAUUUCGAAUUUAUUUUUUAAACAUUUUUGAUAAAAGAAUUUAUUCGAUAUUCUAUUAGAAUUGCAGGUUUUCAAUAAUGGGCGAAGGUGAUUACGAACACGUUGAAGUAUCCAAAAAAGGAAGGCAUAGAAAGAAACAGUUGUACAAUUCAAUUCUAAAACUGAUGGAAUUUUACUUUAGCGAUUCUAACCUAGCUAAAGACAGAUUUUUGUCCCAACUUAUAAACGAGGAUCCUUAUAUCGAUUUGAGUACAUUUUUAAAAUUCAACAGAAUUAAAAAACUAAAUUGCGACUUAGAAGACAUACGCAAAGCAAUAAGUAAAUCAGACCUAAUAGAAUUAUCGGAUGAUAGGGAAAAAGUUAAAAGAAAAUUACCAAUUAAAUUGAACCAAAACGUAGACAAUUGCACGGUAUAUGUAGAAAAUAUCAAAGCAGAUGCUGAUCAUGAGUGGGUUUCACAAUUUUUCUUAGAAUUCGGAAAUGUAGUGUAUGUAUCCAUUCCAAAAUACAAACACAACAAAACCAACAAAGGUUUCGCUUUUGUUGAAUUUGAAAAUGAAGAAGGUGCUAAAAAUGCCUUGACUUAUUUCGAAACCAUUGGAUGUAAAAUGCCAUCAGAAACCAGUCCAGAAAAUUUAAAAAGUAUACAAACCUUUGAAGAAAAAAGUGAUAUGGAUGUUACAGAGGAGAAAUGUGAAGAGAAAAUUGAUGAAAAAAGUAAUGUUAAUGUAAAAGAAGAGAUUUCAGAAAAGAAAGAAUUGUCUGAUACAGAAAAAUCUUCCAAGAGGAAGCUAGAAGAAGAAGAUUCUGUAGUAAGUAAGAAAAUAAAAGUAGAACAUGUUGAAAGUGAACCAAAACUUGAAGAACACAAUCAAAUAAUGGAAGCAGAAGAUGCAGACAGCAAGAAAAAGAAGAAACACAAGAAAGAUAAGAAAAAAAAUGUCAUUAAAGAGUUGGGAAUUCAAGUACUAUCCAAGCCAGAAUGGAAGAAGAUGCGAAACAGAUAUUUGGACCUUCAGAAAAAGAAAAUGAAAGAGUUCAAGCAGUAUUUAAACAGACAAAGAUUCGCCCCGAGGGGUUACGACAAAAAUUUAAGAAAGAUAAACGUUGAAAUACCACAAAUCAAAGACGAACCCAAAGAAAAAUUGGAAUUUGUUUCCGGUGUUAUAGUUAAAGUCAAGUUACCGGAGCCAAUCAUAGAUGCCAAAAAAAUUAAGAACGAAAUAAAGGUUUUAUCCAGCGACAUCAAAUACGUGGACAUUCCGUUGCCGGCAGGCAGUGAAGAAAUUUUCGUGCGAUUUUCGAACAACAAAGACGCCAAAGACUUUUGUUCCAAAGGGUCGGUCGGAGAAAAAACAGUUUUAGAAGGAGACGAGGAACAAACGUAUUGGGAGAAAAUCCAAGCUGAUAGGGACAGUAAAUUUUCAAAAAACGUUAAAAAACAGAGGGGGAGAGAUAAAUUGUUGAAGAAAGCUGAGAAGGAGAGAGCGAAGCAUAUUAAGUUUGAAGAGGGAGAAUAAACAUUAGUAAUAAGUAGUAUUAAUGUUAAUGGUUUUAAUAAUAAUCGUUUCUAAGCAUGAGAU
Messenger RNA from Psylliodes chrysocephalus, 1624 nucleotides. The record is from the annotation of a GenBank genome assembly. NCBI's taxonomy places the organism in Eukaryota, Metazoa, Arthropoda, Insecta, Coleoptera, Chrysomelidae.